Messenger RNA from Eruca vesicaria subsp. sativa (arugula), 816 nucleotides. NCBI's taxonomy places the organism in Eukaryota, Viridiplantae, Streptophyta, Magnoliopsida, Brassicales, Brassicaceae. The record is from the annotation of a GenBank genome assembly.
AUGGCUGAGAUCAGACCUGUAUCAGAAAUAGAGAUAGUGGAGGAGGAGAGGAAGAUUGUGAAGAUGUCUUCGCUGAAGAAGAAAGCGUUAAGCGCAUCGAACAGAUUCAAGAACUCUAUCAAGAAAAAGGGUCGAAGAAGUAGAGUUAUGUCCGUACCGAUUGAGAACGACAUCGACGCACAAGACCUUCACUCUAUUGAUGUUUUUCGUCAAGCUCUUGUCCUUGAAGAGCUCUUGCCCGACAAACUCGAUGAUCUACAUAUGAUGCUUCGGUUUCUGAGGGCAAGAAAGUUUGACAAUGAAAAAGCUAAGCAAAUGUGGAAAGACAUGAUUCAAUGGAGGAAAGAUUUCGGUGCUGACACAAUCAUCGAGGAUUUUGAGUUCAAUGAGAUUGAUGAUGUAAUGAAGCAUUACCCUCAAGGCUAUCAUGGAGUAGACAAGGAAGGCAGACCGGUUUACAUUGAGAGAUUAGGUCAAAUUGAUGCUAACAAGCUACUUCAAGUGACAACAAUGGACCGUUACGUGAAAUAUCAUGUCAAAGAGUUCGAGAAGACUUUCAACUUCAAGUUCCCUGCUUGUUCUGUCGCUGCAAAUAAGCACAUUGAUCAGAGCACAACUAUUCUUGACGUCCAAGGCGUGGGGCUUAAGAAUUUCAGCAAAUCUGCAAGAGAGCUUCUUCAAAGGCUUCUCAAGAUUGACAAUGACAAUUAUCCUGAGAUGGCUAUAAACCGAGAAGCGAAGUGCGCACCAAUCUCGGAAGAUGAACACGAGCAUGUUGGCCAAGGAAGAUCAAUUUCAGUUCGUAAAGUAAGCUAA